AUGAUCUCGGUCCACCCAAAGUCUGUCCACGACAGUCACCGUCGCCUGAUGGACACCAAGGACCCAACAAAUCCCGUCAUGGCGGAGCACGCUGCAUCCGUCGCCGCCCCAUCCGCCGCUGCGCCGAGUGGCGUGACCAAGAAGAAGUUCGCCGCGCCCCCGGUCAAAUCGGCCUGUCUGGCUUGUCGCCGGGGUGGCCCUCGAUGCCGCAAGAAGCCCCGGACCGGCCGCAGUGAUGAGCCCAAGCAGCUGCCCGACGAUGUCUUUGCGUUGCUCUCUCAAGAGCCCGCCGACGUGCCCCGUGACCCCAUAUCGAUCCAAAAUUAUAUCGACCCUGGUGCUGGGCUCAAGCACCUCGAGGACUGGGUCCAAGACAGCGACCUCAUUUUUGACAGUUUGUUCAUGAACAGCACCGGCCCUGUUCUCGGAAGUGGAUUCAGCUCGGAUGUUUCUGGCACAGGCACACCUUCGCAUGUGGUGCCCAUGGUCCGGUCAUAUCAGAGUGAUGCUGCCAUACUUGACGCAUAUUAUGUCUUCAUACAUCCGUUCCUCCCCAUUCUCCCUCCCCCAGAUCACAUCCCGGUGGACCGCCCCAUUCCACGCUUGCAGAACCAGAUCGACGUCUUCGAGGAGGGCUUCGAGCCGACCUCGCCCAUCAGCCUGGCCAUCUCGGCCAUCCUGGCGCUGAUUCCGUGCCCGGAGGAUGUGAACCACGGCUCGCGCGACUCGCAGCUCUUUCGGCGCAAGUACGCGCAGUACUUCGCGCAGACGGCCUUCGAGACGAUGGAGAGCGACGAGGAGAUCCCGGACAGCGCCACAGAUCCGUCGCGCCCACUGAGCGAGGAGCACAAUCACGCGUUCCGCCGGCCCUUCCACGCGCGCGUGCCCGUUGAGCUCGAGUGCAUCAUCGCGCUGGAUGUCCUGAGCGUAUACGAGUACGCGCAGCGCGGGAACAUCAAGAAGAUGCAGAACCGGGCCGGCCAGGCGCUCAUGGCUGGCAUGGACAUGUCGCUUCACUCGUGUAGUAUCGAGGAUGAGUUUACUGAGGCGAGGAGGAGGGUUUGGUGGAUGACAUUUGUGUGUGUCGCGCAAGGCGCAAUUACUUCUAACGUCAUCCAGAAGCCGAGUUUCGCUUCCUUCUCACCGAGCUACACGGCCAAGUUCCCGACGUUCGCCGCAGAUCCAGAGGCAUUCGCCGUGUACAUUCAAGCCCAGCGGGCCAUCUUAGCAGCGACGCAGUUCGUGAUCGAGCUGAACAAAGCGGUGCGCGACAACGCCGACAUGAACCCCAUCUACGAGCGGAUGAAGGAGCUCGAGGCGCUGCUAGAGCCGCUGCUGGCGAAGAGCGAGACGUGGCCGCUGACGUCGACGACGGCGUCGCCAGUGGGGCCGGGAGAGGCGGUGGUGGCGCGGUCGCUGCGGUGCAUGGCCAGCAUCAAGCUCAACAGCGCGCGCAUCAAGCUGCACCGGUACUGCGCCUUCUUCGACAUCCCCGUCUUCUCGCGCAAGCACUGCGACCUCAAGUCGCUGCGCGACGCCGACAACCCCGGCCCGGCGGGCGACGAGCCGCGCCGCUGGCCCACGUGCAGCUGCAGCUCGUUCGCCAACCCCUUCACCAGCAUCUCCACCACGCCGGCGAGCGGCACGGCGUCGUCGAUCCGGUCGCCGUCGUCGGACGGCGCGGGGGCCCUGCAGCAGACGAGCUUCCCCGCGUCCGGGCCCGCGGCGCCGUUCGGCCAGGCGCAGCAGCACGGGGCCAUGACGGCGCAGCAGCAGCAGCUGACGAGCUUCCCGUUCAGCAGCCACCAGAGCGCCAAGAUCUGCCUCAAGUCGGCGCUGAACAUCGCGCACAGCUUCGACGAGCUGCCGUUCCCGAACCCGACGGGCGUGGCGCACCACACGCAGCAGCAGCAGCAGCACCAACAAGGAGGAGGGGCGGCAGGAGCGCCGUGCUACCUGUCGCCGACGAGCGCGACGGUGUGCCCGCGGACGAUGCCGUCGUUCGCGUGCUGUGCGAUGCAGUGCGCGUACGCGCUGCUGAUGGUGCACCAGAAGACCAAGAGCAUGUACCCGUACAGCGCCGAGGUGGCGAGCAUCGCGGGCGGGGCGGGCGGCGGCGCGGUGCCCAACACCAACAAUGGUCACAACAACGGCCCGCUGAACCUGGCGGCCGUCGCGGCCGGCGGCAUCGUCGUAGAUGCCAGCGGUAACGGCGGCGGCGGGCCGCGGCCGCUGGCGGUCAAUAGCCUGCUGGUCAGGCUGCAGCAGGGCCUGAGCAGCAUCUACGCCACGCUGUCUAAUUAUGCGACUGCUUUUGAGGCUUUGGGCGGGAUGAGAGAUCAAAUCCGGAGCGCUAUCGAGGAGUCGCAAGCCUUCUCGGUGGCCAUGUAA
This is a messenger RNA of Diaporthe amygdali, 2391 nucleotides long. RefSeq lists its product as uncharacterized. The coding region runs from base 1 to 2391 and encodes 796 amino acids. Lineage: Eukaryota; Fungi; Ascomycota; Sordariomycetes; Diaporthales; Diaporthaceae. The record is from RefSeq and is a predicted model, not a curated record. The transcript is spliced from 8 exons.